AUUUGCUCAGCCGGGGGCUCGUGUGCGAUUUGUAGUCCGGAAAAAAUCAAAUUUAUAACAAAAAAUGACCAUCUCAGAUGUUAAAACCGCCCAAGGUCUCAGUGAUCUGAACAAAUAUUUGGCUGAUAAGAGUUACGUGUCUGGAUACACUCCUUCUCAAGCCGAUGUGCAAGUGUUCGAACAAGUAGGCAAAGCGCCGGCUGCUAGCCUGCCGCAUGUGAUGCGCUGGUACAACCAAAUCGCGUCAUACACCCCCGCAGAGCGCAAAGUCUGGCCUGCGGGCACAAAUCCUCUCACAGCUGGUGGAAAGCCAACGACCCCCGCCCCAGUCAAAAAGGAAGAAGACGACGACGAUGUCGAUCUCUUUGGAUCCGGUGAUGAGGAAGAGGAUGCAGAAAAAGAAAGGAUCAGAGAAGAACGUCUUAAGGCUUAUGCAGAUAAAAAGUCUAAGAAACCAGCCCUCAUUGCCAAGUCAUCCAUUAUCCUAGAUGUCAAACCUUGGGAUGAUGAAACAGAUAUGAAAGAAAUGGAAAAGCAUGUCAGAUCCAUUGAAAUGGAUGGUCUUCUCUGGGGAGCAUCAAAACUUGUUCCAGUCGGUUAUGGUAUCAAUAAAUUGCAGAUCAUGUGUGUCAUUGAGGAUGACAAAGUAUCUGUAGAUCUCCUGACAGAAAAGAUCCAGGAAUUUGAAGACUUCAUCCAAUCUGUAGACAUUGCUGCUUUCAACAAAAUCUAAGUGAAGCAUUUUUUAUUUAUUAAGUCAAACAUUCAAUAAAAUCAUAUUUUUAACAAU
This is a messenger RNA of Hyposmocoma kahamanoa, 790 nucleotides long. RefSeq names its product elongation factor 1-beta' (gene eEF1beta). The transcript has 3 exons. Gene Ontology annotation, cellular component: cytosol; eukaryotic translation elongation factor 1 complex. Bases 65 to 733 code for a protein of 222 amino acids. The record is from RefSeq and is a predicted model, not a curated record. Lineage: Eukaryota; Metazoa; Arthropoda; Insecta; Lepidoptera; Cosmopterigidae. Gene Ontology annotation, molecular function: translation elongation factor activity; guanyl-nucleotide exchange factor activity. Gene Ontology annotation, biological process: translational elongation.